This is a messenger RNA of Wyeomyia smithii (pitcher-plant mosquito), 538 nucleotides long. RefSeq names its product biogenesis of lysosome-related organelles complex 1 subunit 1 (gene Blos1). The coding region runs from base 127 to 495 and encodes 122 amino acids. The transcript is spliced from 4 exons. Gene Ontology annotation, cellular component: BLOC-1 complex. Gene Ontology annotation, biological process: endosomal transport. The record is from RefSeq and is a predicted model, not a curated record. Lineage: Eukaryota; Metazoa; Arthropoda; Insecta; Diptera; Culicidae.
CAUCGUCAUUAUCGUUGUUUGUUUAUGUUUUCAAUGUAGAGCAGCGCUGACCAGACAUCGUAACUUUACACCACAGUUUUACGUGAAAUAACUUAGAAAGCUCUCUGGCCAACAUAUCUCAUCAAUAUGUUGUCCGCUAUGAUUAAAGAUCACCAAGCCCGACAAGCAGCGAAAAAGGAAGAACAAGAAAAACGAAGAAAGGAAGCCAUCCUCUCGGCUAAUGAGCUGACCCAGAAUCUUGUAGACCAUUUGAAUGUUGGUGUCGCUCAGGCAUACCUAAACCAAAAACGAUUGGAUGCGGAAGCGAAGCAACUUCACGUGGGCGCUACAAACUUUGCCAAACAGACGCAACAGUGGUUGACGCUGAUCGAGAACUUUAACGGUUCCCUAAAGGAAAUCGGUGAUGUGGAGAAUUGGGCGAAAACUAUUGAAAAUGAUAUGAACGUGAUAACAACUGCACUUGAGAUUGCAUAUAAAACAAGUCGAGAUAAAUAAAUGUUUGAGUUUACUGUAAACAUGAAAUUUGCUUUGUUAAGCU